GUUGUAUUUAUUUUGUUAAUGAAGGUUUGAGAGUACAGAAAGGAUUGAUGGCCGUUUACUAAUGGAUGAUUCAGCCUACAGAGGAACCAUAGGAGGUUGCUUUGCAACAACACUAGGAUCUGUACUGCAUGAACUCGGUCAUUGUUUUGACCUGGGACACACAGAAGAAGGAAUUAUGGGGCGAGGAUUUGAUGAUUUAGAUUUAUUCUUCACAUUAACAGAGGCUAAAGGACGAAUGAAACCUCGUCUUAAUCCCUGUUCUUCAUAUCAGAAUCAGGAGAUUAAUCUUAAUCCUCUCAGUCCCAGCUCUACCUCUGCUCCUGGGGACUUCAGUCCCAGGUUUACGAGUGUACGAAGAUCAGAUUCUAUCUCUAAAUAUCUUGAAGAGUAUACACAGAAGAGAAUCAGAAGUAUGAAAAAUCAGACCGCCUCAGGUUGCUUUUGGACAAGUUCGUCUUCUGUUAUUUUAUCCCGACAAAAAUGGAUGAACUCCACCCCGUGCUCAAAUAUUAAGGCUGAAUUACCGGAGCUAUCUGUAGUAUCCUGCUGUGAACUAGCUGCUGUAGAGAUACGAGGCGAAGGAGGAAUAGUACUGAAUAAUUGGACAAGUAUCUCCCCGGACACAGAUAUUAAGUUUUUCGCCGCUGGAGUAAAAUCUUCCUCAACGCUGGUUGCUGUCACCGAGUGUGGAAAUGUUAUCAAACAAUCAAUCAAUCAAUGGAGCUCCGGUUGAUUGAUCUGAACAUGAUAACAUUUUUAUCGAUCUAGUCAAUUACAAGUAAUCUAAUAUUCGAAAAUGCAUUGAAGGGAACUGUAUUUGAAUAAACCUUGACAUAUUGGA
Molecule: messenger RNA, 841 nt
Organism: Eurytemora carolleeae
Lineage: Eukaryota; Metazoa; Arthropoda; Copepoda; Calanoida; Temoridae
Exons: 10
Coding region: 62-733 (223 amino acids)
Source: RefSeq, a predicted model, not a curated record